CUGAGCGGGGGAGAGACGGGCAGGCAAGGGGACAGGGGGACAGCCAGCCGCGGCGGGGGGGACGGACAGACGGACAAGGGACAGGCAACCCCGGGGACACACGCACAGAUAGACACACGGGGACAGACAGACGGACAGGGGACAGCCAGCCCCUGGGAGAGGGGGGGGACACAGGCACAGGCGGCCUGACGCGGAGGACGGACAGCCACAAGGGGUGCAGGCAGCCGAGGGGGUGGGACACGGGGACAGACAGCGCAACGCACGGACAGACGGACAAGGUGGCAAGGGGACACACACACACCGCACCAGCCAGGAGCACCCCCAGGGAGCGGGGGACCCCCGGGACCGGGGCUGUGUGGAGCCUCCCCGCGGGGACACCGGGAUCGCGCAGCAGGACCGCUGCUCCGCGGGCGGGGAGAGCCCCGGGGGGGGCCACGGCGGCUCCCCCGCCGCCUUCCCCCACCGGGGAUGCAGCCCGGAGCCGCGGGGAGCCGCGGAGAGAGAUUUCGGGGCACAACAUCCCCAAACCCACCUGGGACUGCGUGUCCCCACAGGGAUUUGAAGCUGGGCCAAGCGGUGGUGGAAAUGUCAUUGUCACGGCACGGGGGCCCAGCGAAGUGAAGGCUGCGCGGCUGGGAAGGGAGCGGGACGCCGCCGCACCGAGCUCCACUCCACAGCCCCGCAGGGGGACAGCCCCAAAAAGCCAGCGCAGCCCUGGUCGGGGGGAGCAGCCAGGGGACCGUGGGGUUCAUCUGCGCUCCCACGGGCUCCCACAGGACAAUACCUGGGGGCCAGGAGCCACCCCACUGCCCACUUGGCGUUUGGGACGUUGGCCUCUCGACCGGACUCUGACACCUAUCUGAGCCCGAUGAGGAGCCGGGGCUGCGCAUGAACCUAUGCAGACCAGGAAGAAAUACAUUUUCCUGACUUUCCUCGCCUCUUGGCUCCUGCUUUUCUUUGGAGGGGACCAGCUGCGCCGUUUCACUUUCUUUUCUGGGAGGAAAGCCGAAGCCCGGAGGAAUUGGCCCCACUGGACGGAUCAGUCCCUCCUCAAAAGCUUUGCAGAUCUUGAGGAGCUCCAAAGCGAUGGAGACCCCUCACUGCCAUCACCCCGGGAGCGGCGGGCAGCGCGGCUGAGCGUCUACAAGAACAGCAGAUGCCGGAUGGAAACCUGCUUCGAUUUCUCCAGGUGCGAGAAGCACGGCUUCAAAGUCUUCACCUACCCCCGGGAGAGGGAUCAGCCCCUCUCGGAGAGUUACGGCAAAAUCCUCGCCUCCAUCGAGCGCUCUCGCUACUACACCCCGAACCCCGAGGAAGCCUGCCUCUUCAUCCUCAGCAUCGACACGCUGGACCGCGACCAUCUCUCGGGUCAAUACGUCCGUAACGUCGAUGAGAAAAUCCGCAGCUUCCCGCUCUGGAAUGGCGGCCGUAAUCACCUCAUCUUCAACCUCUACUCGGGCACCUGGCCCAAUUACACCGAGGACCUGGGUUUUGAUAUCGGCCAGGCCAUCCUGGCCAAAGCCAGCUUCUACACCGAGAGCUUCAGACCCGGCUUCGACAUCUCCAUCCCCCUUUUCCCCAAGGACCACCCGCAGCGCGGCGGGGAGAAGGGGUGGUUGUACCAGGACUCGAUCCCUCCGAAAAAGAAAUACUUGUUGGUGUUCAAGGGGAAGCGGUACCUGACCGGCAUCGGCUCCGGCACCAGGAACGCGCUGCACCACAUCCACAACGGGAAGGACAUCAUCUCGCUCACCACCUGCAAGCACGGCAAGGACUGGGAGAAGCACAAGGACACGCGCUGCGACAAGGAUAACGUCGACUACGAAAAGUUUGACUACCAGGAGCUGCUGCACAACUCCACCUUCUGCAUCGUGCCCCGGGGCAGGCGCUUGGGUUCUUUCCGCUUCUUGGAGGCACUGCAGGCUGCCUGCAUCCCCGUGCUGCUGAGCGACGGCUGGGAGCUGCCCUUCGCCGAAGCCAUCGACUGGGGCAAAGCUGCUGUUGUGGGAAAUGAGAGGCUGCUGCUACAGAUCCCCUCCGCCGUCCGCUGCAUCCACCCGGAGCGCGUGCUGGCUUUCCAGCAGCAAACCCAGUUCCUGUGGGACGCGUACUUCUCCUCCGUCGACAAGAUUGUGCACACUACGCUGGAGAUCAUCAGGGACCGGCUGCUCCCGCACCGCUCCCGCUCCCGCUUCCUCUGGAACGCACCGCCCGGGGGGCUCUUGGCUCUGCCUGACUUUUCCACCCACCUCAGGGACUUUCCCUUCUACUACCUGCAGCACGGCUCCAGCCCCUCCAAGAAGUUCACAGCUUUCAUCCGGGCCAUCUCGCCGGUGGGGUCCUCCUCCCAGCCCAUCCUCAGGCUGAUCCAGGCCGUCUCCGGAUCCCAGUACUGUGCUCAGAUCCUGGUGCUGUGGAGCUGUGAGAAGCCGCCGCCGCCGAGUGGGAAAUGGCCCCAGACCACCGUGCCUCUGACCAUCAUCCAGGGCAGGGGGAAGCUCAGCGACCGCUUCUUCCCCUACGCGGCCAUCCAGACGGACGCCGUGCUGAGCCUGGACGAGCACACCAGCCUCUCAACCAGCGAGGUGGACUUUGCCUUUGUGGUGUGGCGCAGCUUCCCCGAGCGCAUCGUGGGCUUCCCCAUGCGGAGCCACUUCUGGGACCCCGAGCAGAGGCGUUGGGGCUACACGUCCAAGUGGACCAACGAGCUCUCCAUCAUCCUCACCGCCGCUGCCUUCUAUCACAGGUAUUAUCACAACCUCUUCACGGAAUACCUGCCGGCGGGGCUGCGGGAGCUGGUGGACGGCCUGGCCGCCUGCGAGGACAUCCUGAUGAACGUCCUCGUGGCCGCCGUCACCAAGCUGCCACCCAUCAAGGUCACCCAGAGGAAGCAGCACAAGGAGACUGUGCCCCAGCAGGUAGGGUGCAAGGAUGGGGAUGCGGGGACCCCCCCGGCCGGGGUGCGGAGCCCCUCACCCUCACACUCCCCUCCUGCCAAGGUGAAGGGCACAGCAGGGGCGGCCGGCGCCCGGCGUUUCUCCCAACGGCAGGAUUGCCUCAACCAGUUGGUGGACUGGUUCGGCUACAUGCCCCUCGUGUCCUCCCAGCUGCGCCUCGACCCUGUCCUCUUCAAGGACCAGGUCUCCGUCCUGCGCAAGAAAUACCCACGCUUGGAGAAACCCUGAGGGCUGCCAGGGAUAUGGGCUGGCUCUGGGUGCCCCGUUGGUGGUUCAUGGAGCCCUCCCGGCACAGGCGGUCGCUGAUGACGGGGGUUUUACUCGUUAUUGGGUUUUACCAGUACAAUAAAGGUGGGUGGAGAGGCAGA
Messenger RNA from Tyto alba (common barn owl), 3325 nucleotides. It is a transcript of the gene EXTL1, whose product is annotated as exostosin like glycosyltransferase 1. Gene Ontology annotation, cellular component: membrane. Bases 897 to 3185 code for a protein of 762 amino acids. The record is from RefSeq and is a predicted model, not a curated record. Lineage: Eukaryota; Metazoa; Chordata; Aves; Strigiformes; Tytonidae. Gene Ontology annotation, molecular function: glycosyltransferase activity. The transcript has 11 exons.